AUGCAAGCACGUGUUGCACCGGUUCCGCCGAUCAAGGGUAUACCCAUUCUCUUGUUCGCAAGCGAAACAGUGAGCGAAGAGGAUGAUGCCUUCGUUCACUGGGUGCACUAUGUGCGUCGCCUAAGCAACAUGUUUGAUAUAAGGGCUAGUGCCCAUGCGGCUGAUUUGCGUCUCGAACGCAAGCUUCGGUAUGAUUUUUAUCCCAAGCUUAAGGCCAGAGGACAAUUGCGCAAGCGCACGCUCUAUGCUUCGGCUACUAAGGUAGCCGCGAGUGCUGGUCAGUCUGUGGCCAACAACCCGCCAACCCGCACCACUAGUGGUGGGGAACGGCCUCGGUCUCGAGAUGACCAUGGCCACGAUGCUCAAAAGCAUCCAAAGCAUAAGGGCAGUCCUGCCGAAGAGGUAUCUCAAACUCCCAUGAGUUUUCAGACUCAGGGUACCCUCGCCACUUUACCAAGCACUGGUAUUGGCCCUGACGACGACGUCGUUUCAGUAGUCUCUCGACAUGAAAUUGACGACACCCAUGCUCAUCGAGCAAAGUCGGUGGCGGCCGGUGUACUGGUGGAGGCCCACGAGAAAUUGGUUCUUGAAUUUAAGGGUCUUCAAGAGACCUUGGGCAAGACCCAGUGCAUGCUGGAUGCGAUGCAAAGCCGCCUCCAGGCGAUGGAGCAAGCUCAAACUCGGAGCGAGGCUCAGUUGGACUUGCUGAUUCGUCUACAGCAAUCCGGGGCAAUGCCCUUGUCGUCGGCGCAAGCGCCUCCAAGUUCACAUGGAAAGGAUCCCGGUACGGAUUAA
Messenger RNA from Peronospora matthiolae, 795 nucleotides. NCBI's taxonomy places the organism in Eukaryota, Oomycota, Peronosporomycetes, Peronosporales, Peronosporaceae. The record is from the annotation of a GenBank genome assembly.